UCGCCAGCCAAUAUGAGACCUUUAGUGCUUAGGGGCCAUCGGAGGCCGUUAACUUGCGUGAAGACCAACAGGGAGGGCGAUCUUCUGUUUACCUGUGGGAAGGACGCCUGUUUAAUGCUAUGGAGGACUGACAAUGGUCAACAGAUCGGUCAAUACAACACUGGCCGUGGUGCCAUUUGGUGUUGUGAUGUAACCCUAGACUCUAAGCGUUUGAUUGUGGCUACUGGUGACGCCAGGAUAUUGGUUAUGGACACCUUUUCUGGUGAGAUAUUGGCUGACAUACAGGACGAGGGUGCUUGCAAAUAUGUUGAGUGGAACCGUCAUCCUAGGAACCAGGAUCGUUUUGUUGUGAUUCAUGACGACUUUGGUGAGAAUGUGAUGAUGGCUGUGAAGGUCUACAAGCUAAACUUCGUUGAGGAUGAGGAUGGCAACUUGGUGGUGGAGCAUCGCAAUCUGUGGAUUCAGCGUGGCUACAGGUCACGUGCCAUUCAGUGUCAUUGGGGUCCGCUUGACAAGGAGGUGAUAACAUGUCACGAGAACGGUACAAUUCAGGUAUGGAACGCUUCUGAUGGCACUCAACUACGUAUCAUUGAAGCUCACAAGCAGGUUGUAACUUGCAUAUCAUUUGAUCUUUAUGGUCUGUUUAUGUUAUCGUGUUCUACUGACGGCACUGCUAAGUUAUGGGAGACUCGUACGUGGACCACUGUGAAGAACUACAAGACUGACCGUCCUUUGAAUGCUUGUGUGAUCUCACCGUUAUUUAGGUUAGACAGUGCUGAGAAGGCUCACAUUAUGCUUGGUGGUGGUCAAUCUGCUGACGAGGUCACAACCACUGCUGCAUCAGAGGGUAAAUUCCAGGCACUGAUAUACCACUUGAUUCACGAGAGUGAGAUUGGUAGCAUUAAGGGUCACUUCGGUCCCAUUAACACUUUAACAUUCCUUGCUGACGGUCAAGGAUACGUCAGUGGUGGUGAGGACGGUAACGUCAGGAUAUACCACUUUGACAACGACUACAUCCUUGACAAGUACGAUUAAGAC
This is a messenger RNA of Babesia bovis T2Bo, 1038 nucleotides long. RefSeq names its product WD domain G-beta repeat family protein. The record is from RefSeq and is a predicted model, not a curated record. NCBI's taxonomy places the organism in Eukaryota, Apicomplexa, Aconoidasida, Piroplasmida, Babesiidae. Gene Ontology annotation, molecular function: translation initiation factor activity; RNA binding; protein binding. Bases 13 to 1035 code for a protein of 340 amino acids. The transcript has 5 exons. Gene Ontology annotation, biological process: cytoplasmic translational initiation. Gene Ontology annotation, cellular component: cytoplasm; eukaryotic translation initiation factor 3 complex, eIF3m.